This is a messenger RNA of Ipomoea nil (Japanese morning glory), 1097 nucleotides long. RefSeq lists its product as uncharacterized. NCBI's taxonomy places the organism in Eukaryota, Viridiplantae, Streptophyta, Magnoliopsida, Solanales, Convolvulaceae. The record is from RefSeq and is a predicted model, not a curated record. The coding region runs from base 460 to 834 and encodes 124 amino acids. The transcript has 3 exons.
AUGCAGUAUGAAUAUGGUGACACUUGUCUACCUUUCUUGUUCUCAACCUUAUGGAGUUAUGAUUGUUCUUAACCUUAUGGAGUUAUGAUCUAACCUCAACUUCUCAUCUCAGUUAUUUGAAGAGGAGGUGAGAGCGACACGGCAUGGCAGCGCAUUUACUCAGUGUCAUAUGUUCAAUGAAACUGAGUUCUGUGAACUUUUUAAUUUCUAUGCCGAAAAGAUAAUUUCACUCUCUCUCUCUCUCUCUCUUUAGUGUAUCGCUUUCUGCAAAAAAUUCAAUUACUGUACCAAUUUCCUCCUCCCAACACCACCACUCUGUGCCCCACAUGAUUUUCUCUAUAUCCCACCCCUUCAAAUUUGCUCUUCUGCGCCCUACUUUCUUAGCAUUUCCAUAUUCCCUCUUUUCUUCUUCUUUUCUUUCCGCCUUUUUUCCAAAUAUAUAUAUACAAAGGAUACAAUAUGAAGGAUUUUGGGUCCUUCUCAGUUUUGGCCAUGGUGAUAGGGAUAGGUUUCGUAUGCCUGGUCUAUUCCACCAAAGAUGGUGCCUUUUCAAGCUCAGGUACGACUUUGACAUGGCAGGGGAAUGACGUGACUGCCACAAUUAAGAACAGGAAGCUGAAGGAUAAUGGCGGACAUGUUCCAAGCCUCGGUGAGAGUGGCGUGGGCAAGGUAAACUUGGAAGAUUACCGACCUAUCGAUCCAGUACCAAAUUCAAAAGCUUCCAUAAAACCUGGACCUAUCCAACAUGGUACUCCCCUCAUGCCUUACAUUCCCGAGCCUCAGCCCUCGCCUGCGCCUCCUCCGAGUCCCUCGAAGCCCGAGGGAUUCCCUUAGACCACACCCUCUGCAUAUCUAUGCUACACCUUGCAAGUCUGAAGAAUCUAGUAACUAUGGUACUUAGUAAGUUAGUUUGCAGAUAAUUUCUGUCCAAUAUUCCUACCUUUGUUUUGACUAUGUAAGCUUCUUAAGGACUACAAUGUUUGAUCAACUCAUGCUAUGAUGGUAGACAAAGGAAUAGAUUCCACAAGACCAUAUCUCAGUAUCUCACUGGAUGAGACUAAUCUAGUUGAAUUUUAGUCGGUCCAAUUCAGGAACAA